Fundulus heteroclitus (mummichog) is the source of this 1118-nucleotide messenger RNA. RefSeq names its product ras-related protein Rab-5C. The record is from RefSeq and is a predicted model, not a curated record. The transcript has 6 exons. Gene Ontology annotation, molecular function: GTPase activity; GTP binding. NCBI's taxonomy places the organism in Eukaryota, Metazoa, Chordata, Actinopteri, Cyprinodontiformes, Fundulidae. The coding region runs from base 281 to 943 and encodes 220 amino acids.
CGAAUCCAGGAAGUGUUUUGCUCUCACAAAGCGGAAGCGAAUAAUUUAGUGGACCUGAAACUGUUCUGGGGGGAAUUGUUUACGGAGCGAAAGACACGCAUAAUUAUUAUAUAUCGGGUGUGUGGAGUGGGUCCUGCCCUUCUUUCUUGGACCCGAACACGCUGCUGUGGCACGAUCCAUCUGGUGUCCCCAUCCAGUAGUGUGAUCGCUGCCAUCUGCUGAUCCUCCCAAUCAGCACCAGUCUUUACACAUCGCUGACCUGUAGUUUUUCUGACUACCAAUGGCUGGGCGUGGUGGUGGAGCCACUAGGCCUAAUGGUGCCGCGGCAGCAAACAAGAUCUGCCAGUUCAAGCUGGUGCUGCUGGGGGAAUCGGCCGUGGGCAAGUCCAGCUUGGUGCUGCGCUUCGUCAAAGGCCAGUUCCAUGAAUUCCAGGAGAGCACUAUUGGAGCUGCUUUCCUCACUCAGACGGUCUGUCUGGACGACACCACUGUGAAGUUUGAGAUCUGGGACACAGCAGGUCAGGAGCGAUACCACAGCCUCGCCCCAAUGUACUACAGAGGCGCUCAGGCAGCCAUCGUGGUAUACGACAUCACCAACACAGACACAUUUGCACGUGCAAAAAACUGGGUGAAGGAGCUUCAAAGGCAGGCCAGUCCCAACAUAGUGAUAGCUCUGGCAGGCAACAAGGCAGACAUCGCUGACAAGAGAGCAGUGGAAUUUCAGGAGGCACAAACUUAUGCUGACGACAAUAGUUUGCUCUUCAUGGAAACUUCAGCCAAGACUGCGGUGAAUGUCAAUGAAAUCUUUAUGGCCAUUGCAAAGAAGCUUCCAAAGAACGAGCCCCAGGGCGGAGCGGGACAAGGGGGGCGGACAAGGACCGGGGUCGAUCUACAAGAGGCGAGCCCGCCAAGCCGCAGCAGCCAGUGUUGCGGGGGUCAUUAGCAAGUGCAAAACGACGAACUUAGGGAAUGAGCCGUGAACAUCGUUUUAAGGACAACAUGUAGCUAAAACGCAGCCAGACGGGAGAGGGCAGAGGCUCUCGCUUCUCCUGUACUUAAUCUGAUAUUACAGAUGUGAUUAUCUGGAUCCUCUUUGAUUAAAAGAACUUUAACAAGAA